Molecule: messenger RNA, 1227 nt
Organism: Rotaria socialis
Lineage: Eukaryota; Metazoa; Rotifera; Eurotatoria; Philodinida; Philodinidae
Source: the annotation of a GenBank genome assembly
AUGCCAGCUUCAUUCUCUAUAAAUGGUGAUUUUACACGUACUGGGCGUCGUGAUAUAAAAGGAGUUUUUGCUGAUGGGAAAAUUUCAGCAAAUCGUUAUUAUCGUCGUUUCAAAAAGGAUACUUUACGACAGCAAUGCUAUGAUGCCAUGCAAAAACAAAAAACAUCAAACAUGGAAACAAAUAAAGAAGUUAUUACCACAGUUAAUCCUGAUUUCGUUGAUAUGCCAAUGGAAUCAACAACAAAUCGUGAAGAAAUCUUAAAACAAAUGAUAUUUGAUUGUCGAAAAAUGUUUGUUUGUGAAGAAACUGAAGAUUGUUUUGGUACUUGGCCUCUUAUUGACGAUAGUGAAUUGAAUGAAGUAUUAAUCGAACAAUCGGAGCCGGAUUGUGUUCUUGUUCUAACAUCUGCUCGAUAUUUCAUUGUUUGUUAUGAUGAAACAUUUCAAAAAGUUGUUUCAUUCAAAGAAACUCCAUUGGCAUUCAUAAAUAGUAUUGAAGUUGGUGAAAACCCAUUAUCACCGCCAGGUAGCUCAUGGACACUUCGUAUUUAUUAUACAAAAGAUGAACAAACAACUGGUUAUUAUCAUCAAUUUCGUGGUACAAAUGUUCAAGUUUUUAAUGCAGCAGUCAUGUUUCUAAAAGAUAUUGAUCAAAUAAAUGAUUAUGUGAAAACAAUCGGACAAAUGAUUGUAUCUAUCGUAAAUUCUUUUGUACAAAAGUCAGUUGAACUCAAAGAAAGAAAAUUAAAUAGAAUGAAUAGUUUGCCAGAUAGUGUGGAACCGUUACAAAAGCGAAUGAGUUUUUCUGCAACAGAUAUGCCAUCACUUGCUACAAUGAACAAUGUUGCAACAUCGAAUAAUAAGGCAGCAAUCAGUAAAAUUAAAGAUCUUGGUUCACGAUUUUCAUCAAUGGUUACUCGACAAGCAGCGCCUACAUUCAAUAGGUUAACAAUGCAAGCGAAACAAUUACCAAUAAAUGAAAAAGUAACAUCAUUACUAAAAGCCAUUGGUGACGGUUCAUCGUUGAUUCGAGCUAGUACAACAAAAACAGGAGGAGACGACGGUCGUGCAUCGCCAACAUCUGAAAAUAAUCGGAAAAAAUUAUUACAAGAGAAAUUCGACGACAGAAAAAACGAACUAUCUUCUUUACCAUGUCAAACGAAAUGUUUUCUAUUGCCGUCUCCUGAUCUCAGUCUUAUUUACAUACCAAAUCAUGAACUAAAUUAA